Molecule: messenger RNA, 3118 nt
Organism: Physcomitrium patens
Lineage: Eukaryota; Viridiplantae; Streptophyta; Bryopsida; Funariales; Funariaceae
Product: protein trichome birefringence-like 11
Cellular component (GO): Golgi apparatus
Molecular function (GO): O-acetyltransferase activity
Source: RefSeq, a predicted model, not a curated record
GUGUAAUGAAAGUUUCUGACCUGUAGUGCUUUCACUAUGCAUGGUUGGUGCGCAUGCUCACGCCUGGUUGGCUGUGCAGCAUCAUGCUUGAAGAGUCACUGCAGUGGCCCUCUCGAGCAGCGACGUAUUCAGAGUGACCAUUUUAGAUGAAAUUUGAAUGACGGAUUCCGCAAAUACUGCGGACCCUGGAGUCGUAGAAGGUUCUGCUUUGCCUCGAGAUAGUGAUUGUUGAAAUGCUGUCGAAUCUGUGUGAAGUCUAUUUAGGGUCAUGCUCUUCAAUCGUUGUUCCAGAGAGCAGUGAAAUCCCUCUGCCAGCUGAUUGUGUGAGGUAGUGACGCGCAUCUUCCCUUGACACCACGGAUAGGAAUGAAGAACUUAGAGUUAUUGUAUUGUAUUCUUUGGAACUAUAUUUUACUGAGGUCCGUUGCCGUACUAGCUUUCCCAGGUGCUUAAAGGAAGACAUGACGAGAAGCACUCUCGUCUCUAUAUUUGAUGAAGUUGUGAGCUAAAAUCUUGCGACGGAUUAUCGUUCUUGACCGUAGCUCUAUCUCGUUCUUGCACGAUUGCGAUAUCAAGUGUACUUCCGUUGUUGGUGUUAAGCGUAGUGUGGGAAACGAAGGAGAGAGAACCGGGAAGCUCUUGGGACGGUGUGAACUUGCCGCAAGAAGAUUGGAGGAGGCGGUGUGUGUUGUUGAGAAUCGCUGCACUGCACACGAUAGCGGGUGAUUUGAUGCUAGCCGUAGGGCGAAGCGAUUACGAUGAGGGUGCCUUUGAGGUGCCGGUUUAGAAGUAGGUCCAUAUUGAGCACAAGAGGAGCACUCUGGAAUGUGGGAUAAAUUUGAACAUUUUCAGACUCAUUCCGCGAUUAGUGAUAUUUUGAUGAGCCAUUUUCUUGGAAGCGGUUGAAGGAGCGUUUAAUCUGUAGCUUCUGCUGUCCUCGCGUAGUUAUAUUUCAAAUGGCUUCGAAGGAUAAUCUAGGGAGACUGGAGGGGCGUCCAGGUCCAAAAUCCUUGAGAAAGGCGUAUUGCAAAAGCCGUACCAUUGGGAUUAUGUUGCUGCUGGCUUGCAGCGCAGGACUAAUUUUGCUCUGCUUUGCGUCAGUUGACGUAAAGGUGUUCUAUGACAGUGGUGUUACUAAGGACUUUGUUUUGCGGAGGGGUUUGGAACCUAAUUCUCUAGCCCUCCAAAAACCUAAAGGAGGAAAGGGGUUUCGAGGGAUAGCUCCCAAGACAGUUGAUGUCGAUCUAGGUAACGGGAAUUCUACAGAUGUAGGAGCCGAUGAUUUACACGAAGCGGAAAUGUCUGUAGAGAAAUUAAAACCACCUCUAAAUGACAAUGAUUCUGCCGUAAUGAGUGAAGCUAAUAGCUCCUCAAUCCACACCGAUGGCGAGGGGGUUAAUCAUCCACUUCCUUAUCACAAGAAUUCCGUGGAGUUGCACUCUGAGGAUCCUGAAAGUUCUGAGGUUUUAGUGCUGGCAGCUGGUGCAGAGGCGAAGGGCAAAGCACGUCGAUCUCUGGCUGGUUGUAACCUUUAUCGAGGUCAAUGGGUGUACGAUGAGUCAUACCCACUGUACAGAUCCAGGAAUUGCCCUUUUGUGGAUAGAAAUUUUCGGUGUAAGGAGAAUGGUCGACCCGACACAGACUUUACGAAGUAUCGUUGGCAACCUGAGGACUGUGAUUUGCCCAGGUUCAAUCCUGAAGACAUGCUGGAAAGGUUGCGGGACCAGCGGAUUGUGUUUGUUGGGGACUCUUUGGGGCGGAAUCAAUGGGAGUCGAUGUUGUGCAUGCUAGCAGAAGGUGUACAGAAUAAAUCACGGAUUUAUGAGGUCCAUGGCCAGUCCAUAAGUAAGGUCGUUGGUGAGCUGAUAUUCCGAUUCGAAGACUACAACUGUACCGUGGAGUAUUACAGGGACACUUUUCUUGUUCCACAAACACGACCUCCUCCGGAUUUACCCGAAAAUGUGACGAGCGUGCUGAAGAUCGACCACGUGUCAUGGAGUGCCGGAAGCUGGCCUGGAGCCAACGUCAUGAUAUUCAACACUGGUCACUGGUGGUCAUGGGAGAAGAUUGGACGCCCAGGUGGCAGGUUUUACAUGGAGCAAAAGUUGACGACCCACAGCAAUGAGGAUGCAUUCAAAAUCGGAAUGAAAACCUGGGCGUCAUGGAUGGAACGUAAUCUCCAUCCUACGACUACUCAAGUUUUUUUUCGAAGCUUUGCGCCAGUUCAUUUUAGAGGAGGAUCCUGGAACAAAGCUGGUCAUUGUCACGAAGAGGUCAAGCCAUUCACAGACGAAGAGGUGCAGCAACUGCAGCAAGUGCCCUGGACCAACAAACUCAUCGUGGAAGCGAUCGAUCAGAACAUCAAGACAAAGAGGAGUGCCGUCGAGUACGUGGACAUCACAACCUCUACAAACUAUAGAUCCGAUGGACAUCCAGGUCUGUAUGGAAACGACGUUAAGGUGAACGGAUUUCCCCCGAAGAAUCGGCAGGACUGCAGCCAUUUCUGUUUGCCCGGCGUUCCGGACACAUGGAACGAGCUCUUGUACGCGGCGUUGCUCGCGAGGGGCCAAGGUGUGUGGGGUAAAUUUGUAUAGUACUAGUGAUUCAUUUCUUCACUGUGAGGCUCUUAUCGGUGCUGAUUGCAGCGAAACUUAGCUAGCUGCCUGCUCAUGAAGCAACGGUUCCGCAAGGUGAGAUGUACAUGGUUAGGCUUAAUCAGAUGCUUGCGUUGCUCUUGUAUGUAGAUCCUUAUCUAGUUCUGUAUUUAAGACCCAUUUUUGGUAAGACCCAGAAUCAACAACACCAAGGAAAGUGUUUUGAAAUCACGCAUUAGAACAUUGUUACAUGGGCAAGUUUUUUGGUGUUUGGUUUCUUUUUCAUUGUAUGUUUCCAAUAAGGAGGAUACGAAGGAAGAGUAUGCAUCUAAUGCCCCUAAUUCAGGUCUUCGGAGGCUGGCGGAAUAUUGUUGCUCUUCGUCUCGGUCUUUUUGGAUUGGACCGGCGUUAGGGAGUCUUAAGGUGCUUGAGACUUCGCAUGUAAGAGUUAUGUAGACCGUUAUAUCUUGUGUCAGAUGUGGAAUAAUUAGGCUCUGGUAGUACUACGAGAUCUAUUUACUAUC